Bombus pascuorum is the source of this 4340-nucleotide messenger RNA. RefSeq names its product glucose dehydrogenase [FAD, quinone]. Bases 1701 to 3596 code for a protein of 631 amino acids. Gene Ontology annotation, molecular function: oxidoreductase activity, acting on CH-OH group of donors; flavin adenine dinucleotide binding. The record is from RefSeq and is a predicted model, not a curated record. The transcript has 3 exons. Lineage: Eukaryota; Metazoa; Arthropoda; Insecta; Hymenoptera; Apidae.
ACGCUGGUGUAACGAUCGUCGCAUCGGUCACCGAUUGGACACACGUACGAAACAUUUCACCCCAAGGGUCAAUAGUAGUCGGUUGGUAGGACCAAAGUGGUGGUACUACGGGUACGUUUUAUACGUAGAACGUGAUGUUCGAGCAUUCAGUCUUUCGCUUUCUCUGCGUUCGCGAGUUGCUCGAUCGGCUUCCAUGCAUACCUCCAUGCAUGGUCCACGAGGAUCGUGCCUUUUUCUCAACCUCAUAGAAAAUACCUAGUCACGCGAUCGAUCGUUCGAACGAUUUUCGUAGAACGAUUUUCGUAGGAAUCGAUAGUCGGAAACUGGAGAGUGAGUAUCAAAGAAACGAUGAUUUAGCGAUGAUUUAGUGUCGUGGAAAUAAAAUAAAAUCUACAGAACCGUUGGGCAAGUAAAGUUGAAUGGAACAAGUGCUGCAAACGGUAGUGUCAGAAACCAUGAUUUAUUUAGCGAACACUCUUACGUUUAUACGAUUGUUGUUUACGUUUCGUGAAAGUAACAUGAUACUUUUUUCAAUUUUUGAGUCAUGAUCAGGCGUCGUUAAACGAACGCGAGAACACGAGAGUGAGUUUCUUUAACCGCGCUUAAUUCUGUUUGUAGCGUUCCAUUCGACGAAUCAAAACGAACUUUGUUACCAAUUUCCACCGACGUAUAAUACUUCCAUUGUACCAAAAAUACCAAUCGUUACAAGCGAAUGACGUGAUCCGUAAAAGGAAAAGAAAGUGUAUCGCGACCCUGACUGAAAAUGUACGAUCGGCAACGAGCGACAGGUUGCCCGUGAAUAGCGAUGUCACUGGACUGCAUCGUUAAAAAAAAAGAAAGUUAUGCAAACGCGAGAUUACUUGGAAUCGUUUCGCAGCAUGCUUUGUAGUUGCUUCUCGUCGAGUACCGUAUCGACGACUGACAGUCGGAAUGAAUAUAAGUUUCGUGCCGGUGAAUAUAAGCCUCGUUAACAUGUAAGUGAGAAACCGUGUUUCGAAGUUUCAGGUUUAUUGUCUCGUGAUGAUACAAAACGUCACGAGCAGCAGUGCAUAGAGCAAUUAAAAAAUAGUGGACACGUAAGUCGAAUCAUUGAAACGGCGUUUUUCGCGCAGGUGUAAAGUUUUAGGAGUUAAUUUUACUUCCUUUAUCACUGUGAAUACAGAAAAAUAUGUCUUUUCUCGUCUUUGCGAGAAGUCUUUGUAGGAAAUAAAUCACAAAGAACUGGCUGACGCAAAAUUCUCAUCUUCCUCAAGAAGGUUACUCUUGUCAGAGAAUUUUAACGUAUAAUUAAAUCAAAGAUCAGGUAAAAUUCUUCACAAAAUUUCCGAUUGGCAAGAACGUUAUUUUAUCUCUUUGUAGGUUUUCUCAAGCAUGCGUAUUAAGAAAACGUUGGUCUGUCAUUCACGAAUCGAACGAUUCUUUUAAUUCGUCGUGAAGAAUUUAUUUUUCACGACUUGCAACGGAGCUUUGUAUAAUAACAGAGCUCGAUGACAUCGUUCGAUUUUAUUAUUACAGAAGCAGACUCUCCGCAGCACGAUCUCUUCUUUCUUCGAGAAUGUUCAGAACCCUCGACGUGUAACAGAAAAUCGAAGAAGAAGCAAGAAGCAAAAAAGAAUUGAAACUCGAAUGUUUCGUUCGAAACGUAGCUAUAAUCAGGAAAAUUUGGCGAAAAGAAAAGUUGAUAAAGAAACGGCAGAAAAAUGAGUAUCGUGACAGCAGCCACGUUGGCGAUAAAGGGUGCCACUGUUUUACUUGGAAAGGUGGCGAUAAUUCCUAUUAUCAUAGCGGCUCUAGCAUACUACAAUUACGAUCUGAUGGAUCCUGAGAAUUAUCCUAAAGUGACGAAGAAUAUACGGAAAGAAUACGAUUUUGUGGUGGUGGGAGGUGGAUCGGCCGGAAGCGUGGUGGUGAACAGACUUACAGAAAAUCCUAAGUGGAAUGUGCUGUUGUUAGAGGCUGGAGGACACGAAACCGAGAUAACGGAUGUCCCUAUACUAUCCCUUUAUUUGCACAAGAGCAAAGUGGAUUGGAAAUACAGGACUCAGCCGCAAGAUUCAGCUUGUCAAGCGAUGAUCGAUCGACGAUGCUGUUGGACCAGAGGAAAGGUUUUGGGUGGCUCGAGCGUGCUCAACACGAUGCUCUACAUUCGAGGAAAUCGACGAGAUUUCGAUCAGUGGGAAAGUUUCGGAAACCCUGGGUGGGGUUACGAGGAUGUUCUGCCUUAUUUCAAAAAAUCUCAAGAUCAAAGAAAUCCCUAUUUAGCUCGCAACACUAGAUACCAUAGCACUGGAGGGUAUCUGACGAUUCAGGACUCACCCUACAACACACCUCUAGGAGUGGCCUUCCUACAAGCCGGCGAAGAGAUGGGCUACGACAUAGUAGACGUAAACGGAGAGCAACAGACGGGCUUUGCUUUCUACCAAUACACCAUGCGAAGAGGAACAAGAUGCAGCUCCGCGAAAGCAUUCGUCAGACCCAUUCAAUUACGAAAAAACUUUGAUCUAUCCCUGUGGAGUCACGUAACCAAGAUCCUGAUCGAUCCACGAACGAAAAGAGCCUACGGCGUCGAGUUCAUCAAAGAAGGUCGGAAAGAGGUAGUCUACGCCAGGAAGGAGGUCAUUCUUUCGGCGGGUGCCAUAAAUUCCCCUCAGCUGUUAAUGCUCUCGGGAAUUGGACCUAGACAACACCUGGAAGAAGUAGGAAUUACAGUGGUCCACGAUUCUCCUGGAGUCGGCCAGAACCUGCAGGAUCACAUCGCGGUGGGUGGUCUAGCUUUCUUGAUCGAUUAUCCGAUCAGUACCGUGAUGACUCGCCUGGUGAACAUCAAUUCUGCUCUACGGUACGCCAUCACGGAAGACGGACCAUUAACCACGAACGUAGGCUUAGAGUCCGUAGGUUUUAUCUCGACGAAAUACGCGAAUCAAAGCGACGAUUGGCCCGACAUAGAGUUCAUGCUGACCUCUUCCUCCACCAGCUCCGACGGAGGCACGCACGUGAAAAACGCUCACGGACUCACGGACGAUUUUUACAACCAAGUAUUCCAGAACAUUAAUUACCGCGACCUGUUCGGGGUGUUCCCCAUGCUUCUCAGGCCUAAAUCUCGCGGUUUCGUGAAACUGAAGUCGAAAAACCCUCUGGAUUAUCCCCUGAUGUACCACAAUUAUUUGACCGACCCUCACGACGUGAAUGUCCUGAGGGAAGGCGUGAAGGCUGCGAUAGCUUUCGGAGAGACGAGCAGCAUGAAAAGAUUCGGUGCCAGAUUCCACAAUCGCGCUCUACCCAACUGUAACCACAUACCUAUGUUCACCGACGAAUACUGGAACUGUGCCAUACGACAAUACACUAUGACGAUCUAUCAUAUGAGCUGUACAGCGAAAAUGGGUCCACCGACCGACCCCAUGGCCGUCGUCGACCCCGAACUCAGAGUCUACGGUGUGACCGGGUUGAGGGUAAUCGACGCGUCCAUUAUGCCGACGAUCACCAACGGCAACAUAAACGCACCGGUGAUCAUGAUCGGAGAGAAAGGCGCCGAUUUGAUUAAGAAGCAAUGGCUGUCACGGAGGAAAAGGGACAACGCUACGAUCGUCGCUACGUGACUGGAAGAAUUCUUGCCGAGAAAUCAGCUUAUCCCGUCGAUCGCCGCGUUAUUUCGUAAACGACAAAUAGGAGAAAAGGGACUAGUAUCGAGAUCGACGUAGAUCGACGUAAUGGAAAUACCGUUCUCCGUCGAAACGGACGUUUGAUUAGGGUUUUAAUUUAACGAUACGGAGGAACGCAAGGAGCUGUGAUCGUUUAAUUGUCGCUAGGUUCGCUUGUAAGUAAUUUGUAAGUAAUUUAUCGAUCGAGGAGUCGAUGACGUUAAAGGAAAUGCGUAUUUUAUAUUUUUUUCACGCGACUAAGGAAUAGGAAAUGUGACUGUCAUAAUGUACGAUCGAAUCGUUUCGUCGUUACUUAUACCGCUAACGAUGUAGACGUAUCCGAUGUGAACCGUUAAAAUCUGAAAGCGAGCUUUUACAGAUUCGUUUUCUGUUACCCAAAAAGGAACAUAUACAUUUUUUUCUAAAAUAUCGAUCCUAUUCUAGAAUAGAGUGACACGUUUUGAAAGAAUAUUCCGAUAAGCGUCCGCUCCUCGAAAAUUUAUGGUUUACCGAUGUCUUUUUCAAUCCUCUCACUUUCUUCUCUUGGGUCAGAUCGAAAGUUGUCAGAAAGAAAGAAAAAAAAAGAGAAAAAUAAAAAGAUACCAGAAGUAUAACUAGAAAGACAUUGCUCAAGUCCAUGCUAUUUAAGAAUCAACUAUUUUUUAAAUAUCUUUUUUCUACUUUUAUAUCGAUAUGUCGUCG